This is a messenger RNA of Batrachochytrium dendrobatidis JAM81, 1595 nucleotides long. RefSeq lists its product as uncharacterized. The record is from RefSeq and is a predicted model, not a curated record. Gene Ontology annotation, biological process: protein localization to plasma membrane. Lineage: Eukaryota; Fungi; Chytridiomycota; Chytridiomycetes; Rhizophydiales. Gene Ontology annotation, cellular component: plasma membrane. The coding region runs from base 39 to 1367 and encodes 442 amino acids. The transcript is spliced from 7 exons.
UGUAAAUCAACUUCCUUAUUCUUUGAUACUAUUUUAAAAUGUCUUUUAGGGUAGCAGAAGCCAACCAGUACCUAGUGGUAACUGGUGCAAAUAUUGUCGAUGUCAAGGUUGCCAAGAAGGCAUUUGUAUGGCCUGGCCAGAUUUGUCGUAAAUUCACCAUCACACCCAUCAAUUAUACUCUUUCUCUGCAUGCCAUGACUGCUGAAAAGCUCGAGUUCGAGCUUCCUGCUGUGUUUACCAUUGGUCCACUUGAUGAACCCGAUGCCCUCAUGAAAUAUGCUCGUAUCUUAACGGGUGUAAAAAACGACGAUCACAUUCAAGAGCUUGUUCGGGGUGUUGUCGAGGGAGAAACCCGUGUUAUUGCUGCUUCAAUGACCAUGGAAGAAAUUUUCAAGGAGCGUAAAUUUUUCAAGGAGCAUGUUAUGGAAGGUGUUCAGUCCGAACUUGACCAGUUUGGUAUGAAAAUUUUCAAUGCAAAUGUAAAACAACUUUCUGAUACUACUGGAUCCGAGUAUUUCAAAUACCUUCGUCUCAAGUCUCAUGAAGGCGCCAUCAAUCAAGCCAAGGUUGAUGUAGCCGAGGCUCGCAUGAAAGGAAAUGUUGGAGAGGCUGAUCGUGAGGGAAAACAGCGAAAAGAAGCAUCUAGGAUCGAAGCUGACGCUGUUGUUUACGAAAACACUCGUAAAAUUGAAAUUGCAAAGGCUGAAGCUUCACUCAAAACUGAGCAGACUCGCUUUGAGAACGAAGUGUCUAUUGCUAAAAUUGAAGCCGUCAAGCAUCAGGCAAUGCGUAAUGCUGAGCUUGAACGUGAAGUUGAAAGUCGUCGCGCUCUUGUGAUGCAGGAAACUGCUCGUGCUGAGAAACUAUCCAAAGCAAAGGUCGAGGCCGAAACGAUUGCAGCUCUUGCAGAUGCUGCUUUUUACAAAGCCAAGGUUGAGGCUGAUGCCUUUUUGUACGGUGAACAAAAGUCUGCUGAAGCCGUUCGUGUAAAAUAUGCUGCUCAAGCUGCUGGUAUUGCUCAACUCAAUGCUGCCUUUGGUGGUGAUGUCAGCGCCACUAUGCAGUACCUCAUGUUGGAGCGUGGUACCUAUGAAUCGCUUGCCAAAGCCAAUGCUGAGGCAGUUCGCGGUCUUGCUCCUAAAAUGACCAUCUGGACAACUGGGUCUGAUGCUGAUGGCAAUGAUCCUGGAAAGCCCAUUCGUGAUAUAUUCCAAACUCUUCCUCCUCUGUUGUCUACAAUCAACGAUCAAACUGGUAUUGCACCACCCUCUUGGCUUGCCAAGUUGACUGGAUCUGCUACUUCCAGCAAGACACACGAAAGUCGUAUCCACCCCGUUUCUGAUGACGCUCCCGCCAGUAGUCAGUAGCUUCAACAAUGACCUGUAAUCCAUCCUCAUUUUUAAACCCAUACUGUAGCUUAUCUUUUACUCGUGCUGGAUCAUCAACUUCGAUCCAAAAAACACUCGAGUAUAUAACCAGGACAGACAGCUUGCAUCUCAAGCCCUUCUACACUCUCAUCCGUUGAUCUACAAUUGUAUCUUGAUAGAUCUUUUUUUCUGAAUCUCAUAAAAACUAAUAAAGACAAAAAUACCGAC